This is a messenger RNA of Hyaloscypha bicolor E, 1227 nucleotides long. RefSeq lists its product as uncharacterized. The record is from RefSeq and is a predicted model, not a curated record. The coding region runs from base 316 to 957 and encodes 213 amino acids. Lineage: Eukaryota; Fungi; Ascomycota; Leotiomycetes; Helotiales; Hyaloscyphaceae. The transcript has 3 exons.
UGAUAGGGCAACGAUGUGUGCUUUGACGCUGUUGCACCUGUCAUACCAUCAGAAAAGGCUCUUGAGAUUGGCUACCUGGCGGAGGCUAAAAGCUGUCAUCAAGAGAUUCUGGGUUGCCAGCACCAGGAAACUACUGGGAGAUUUCAUAUCCAGAGCAUAGAGAGUGGGAUGGGGGUUCUCAAAGUGAGGAGAAACUUUUCAGCCGCGGGUGGUUGAGUAUAAAAUGGGGUCCAAGACCCAGCACUCACGCGCCUGAGAGUUCUUAACUCUAAGCCUUUUCAAAAGCGUGCUCAACGUAAAUCAGACUUCUUCACAAUGCUUUCCUAUAUCCUCACAUCUUCCUUUAUGCUGGCUUCCUUCGCCAAUGCACACUUCAGCAUUGAGUACCCUGAAAUGAGAGGCGACUCAUUCGCAGCUGGAGCUUCCCAAUACAUCUAUCCAUGUGCGAAUGUGAAUCAGACCUCGGCGACAAAUCGCACAAUCUGGCCGUUGACAGGAGGCUCACUGAAUCUCGAUUUACACCACCAAUGGACUUAUUAUUUCGUCAAUCUAGGUCUCGGAACUAACUAUCCUACCUUCAACAUAUCUUUAACUCAACAACUUCUCAACGAGACAGGGAAUGGAACACUCUGUAUGCCGCAUAUAGUGCUACCAGCUGGCCUCGCCAUCUCGGAGGGACAAAACGCCAGCAUCCAAGUUGUGACAGUCGGGCAGACGGGAAGCGCACUCUACAACUGUGCCGAUAUUACCUUCAGCAGCGCUGCAACCACCCUCUCCGGGAGCUCCUGCGCCAACUCCUCCAACGUUGCUGUCUCCGUCGUCAAAGGAUCGAGUGCUACUACUUCGGUUGCUAACGCUACCUCCACAACCAGUGGAGCUGGCAAGAGCUUCGGACUGAUGACUACCGCUAGCGUCGCUGUUGUCUUGGGUGCCGGAUUUUUUAAUUGGGGCUUCUGAUUCUUUGGAUGUCAUUGCCUUUGUGAUACUCAGCCUAUUUAGUUCCCUAGAUAUAAUCUCAGCUCUGUCUGAGAUCUGCUCGUUAUUCCCCUUACCAAUCUCCGAUGGUUCUAUCAAAUACCUUGGCUUCGAAACCAAUCCGCUUAACCAAUUCGUAAACACUGUUGCGUGCAUCUUCAAUUGUAUCACCGGCCCGGCUGGAGCUUGCAAGAUGAUGAAUUUUUUCUUUUGGCUUGGAUUUCUUGGAUUUCUUGGGGUAUUUGUGCUUUC